CGCGAGCACUCCUGCGGAUCUUUGGGGGAUGUGAGCUCCAUCAUGGCCAACACAGCUCAUUAUAUGGCUAUACAGUGAUGGGGCCUGCUCUGAGUCUCCCUCGAUUUCCGCCCUUCGCGAGCGCCGGUAGAGCGCGCUUGACGCUCUCUCCUUACUCUAUCUGCGCCCUCACAUUCGACGGUCGAGAUGGCAGGAAACGAAUCUAAGAAGAGACCGCUGCCAGUCGACAAGCUUGCCCUCGCUUUGCUCGUCUCGCUCGCAUUCUCUCUCGCGGUGCUUCUGCGCUAUCAUGAGCGAACGAAGGACCAGGACGAUCCAGUAUAUACUUUCCGUGGGUGGGACUACCCCGAAACCUGGGACAUCGGCCCGCUCGAAGAAGUACACAUGCCGUACGAGAACACGGUCCACUACGCGCUCGACACGCCGGCUGGAAUCGAACAAUGGCAGACGCUGCUUCCUCCCGGUGGCGGGAUGCUGUACCUCGGCCCAGACAAGCGGCCCUUCAGCAUCAGCGUCUUCCACCAGCUGCGCUGCCUCGACAUUCUGCGCGCUGAGCUUGUUGUGCAGUUUCAGCAUGCUGACGAGCCACCGCCGGAGAGGCAGUCGCCGUUAGUGAACCACUGCAUGAAUUACAUCAGGCAGACGGUUCUGUGCCGCGCGGACUUGACGAUGGAGAGCAUUCGCGGGCUUAAUUACUCGACGUCGACGGUGUCGGACGUUACGCAUGUUUGCCAGGAUCAUGCAGCUGUCUUCCGUGCGGCGGAGGAUAAUUGGCGAGAGUACCAGAGGUCCACCUGGUUGAAGGCAUCGUGAUCGUGACUAGACAUCUUGUGUAUGUACGCCCCACAAGCAAAGAGUUCUCACUCAGUUAUGCCUCCGACUCCGAUGAGUUCUGCUCGACUGUCAGUCUGUAUCGUUGUCAAUAUCAGCGCCGGACGCAAGAAUCACCUUCGUGCGCGCCUCCCAAUCGUCAAAGUUCUUGUCCAGGAAGUCGUAUACUACCGAAUGAUCUCGACAGGUAUGCGUC
Messenger RNA from Schizophyllum commune H4-8, 1027 nucleotides. RefSeq lists its product as uncharacterized. The coding region runs from base 187 to 813 and encodes 208 amino acids. The transcript is spliced from 3 exons. Gene Ontology annotation, biological process: mycotoxin biosynthetic process. NCBI's taxonomy places the organism in Eukaryota, Fungi, Basidiomycota, Agaricomycetes, Agaricales, Schizophyllaceae. The record is from RefSeq and is a predicted model, not a curated record.